This is a messenger RNA of Entrophospora candida, 369 nucleotides long. The record is from the annotation of a GenBank genome assembly. Lineage: Eukaryota; Fungi; Glomeromycota; Glomeromycetes; Entrophosporales; Entrophosporaceae.
AUGAAGGAUCAAUUUGAUGACUUGUGCAUUCACAUUAAUUUAAGAGAGAAAAUUGUCAGGAAUCUCAUGACUAUUAGUUUUAUACAUGUGGACUCGCCUCCAGGGUAUAUUUGUCAAAUAUCUCAUUCUAAAAUGUUGACUAUUCUAUCAACUGUCACUGAAUUUGGUACAAGAGCUCUUCCAGUGAUCAUGCUUGCAUGGAAAGCAAAAGAAAUCAAUGAUGCAAAUGAUGAUGAGGAACUUCAAAGAUCAUGUGAUAACAAUUCAUGCAUUAUCCAUCAUCAUCAACAAUUUAUCUCCCAGCUUGUUUUGAUACUCCAAGCAAAAAGUACACCAAAGAAAUUCCAUAAUAGAGAUUUUGUCCUUUAG